AUCCUACUCACUCUUAAUUGUGCGUCGCCCUACUCCUCCCAGUGAUCCUAUUUUGUAUUAGUGUACUGUAUACAUACCAGAUACAGUAUUUUUUUUUUUUUUUUUUACUUUGUGUGUGUUAGCAAGUUUGUUUACUUGCAUAUACUUUUAACCUACUCUUAUGUUUUAGUGCUACACAGUUGUGUUAUACCUAUACUUUAUCUUAGGAUAAAGCACUUUGAUUUAUUUUUGUUUAUUUGUUACACUAAAGUGUUAACACUAGUUACAGUUGACUGAUAUUUGAUAAGGCUAGGGUAUUGUUACAGCCUACUGUCACUGUACUUUGUUGAUUGUUGCCUAUGCAACCUUGAUUGACACAUAGUACUGUUGCGCAACUUAGUGUAUUAUUAUUUUAGUGAGGACGUUUUGUGUAGUAUAUACGUAGAGUAUAGUAUUUUGUUUUGGCUUCAGUGGUAACUGUAGAGCCUUAGUGUAAACUAGUGUAGUCUAGUAUUCCCUCACGAUUGUUUAUUUAGUGUCUCAGGUUGUUAUAGUAGCUGUAGUGCGUAGUGUUAUAUAGUGUUAACGUAGUGUAAUCAUGACUAGUGUAGUAGAGUUAACGAAGGUAGGAAAGGAGUUAGGUUAUGAAGGAGAGGAGUUACGUAACUUUGUUAAGGAAGAGCAGGCUAGGGAACGUGAUGAACGACAAAGUAGUUUAGAAGCAGAGAAGGAAAGAUUAGAAGCAGAGAGAGUAAGGUUAGAGUUAGAGGCUAGGUUGCAGAAGGAAAAGAUAGAAUAUGAACGUAAGUUAGAACAGGAUAAGUUAGAAAUGGAAAAGGAUAAGUUAAUGUUAGCUAGAAAGUUAGAAACAGAGAAGGAGGAAGCAGAAAGUAGGAAAUUAGAAACAGAGCAUAAGUUUAAGACAGACUUAGAAAAGAUGAGUAAGAAAAGGGUAAAGGUUAAGAUGUCUCCCUUUGAUGAGAAAAUUGAUUCCAUGGAUGCGUACUUGAAUGUGUACGAAACGUACGCUGUUGCGCAGGAUUGGGAUAAAGAGAUAUGGUCACUUAACUUACCGUUCCUUCUAAAGGGUACGGCAAGAGAGGUUUUUGAUAGGCUUCCGUUGGAAGAUAGGAAGGAUUAUGAUAAACUGAAAGCCGCUUUGCUACGUCAGUUCGAACUCACUGACGAUGGCUAUAAGAAAAAGUUUAGAACUGAGAGGCCUCGGGAUAAUGAGACCUUUGUGAUGUUUCUAGCCAGAAUAAGUAGAUAUUUAGAUGGUUGGCUUAGACUGAGUAAGGUAGAGAAAAUGUAGGCGCAGAUUAUUUGAGUAGAGUGUAGGCAGGUGGCUAUAUUAUAUGAUGUACAGAUAGUGACAGUGUGUGUUUUCUUUUGUGUUUGCUAUUUUCAGUAUGUCAUUUUGUUUUCAUUUAAGAAAAUUAUAAAUUUUCUUUUUAAGGGGGGACGUGUGUCACAAAUUGACAUACGGGCCUUAUUUUAUCUGUAGUGUAAAUGCAGGUAUUGCAUCAUCUUUUUGUAAAUUUUUGAGUUAUUGAGGUAAAUGUCAGAUUUCACGCAUGAAAUACCUCUCAUGUUUUUCUGUAUUUCAUAACUUAAAUUUCCAUGUAAAUUUCAUUAAAUUCGGUUCAGUAAUAAGAAAGUUGAUAUUUUAUAAACUUCAGUAAUUUAUGUUUUUAUCCCCAAAACCACUAUAAUGGGCCUCAAAUUGUCAAUUUAAAUUCGCGCCAAAGUAGUUAGAUUUCCCGGCUAUAUCGUGAAUCCCGUGAAAAUGACAAUAGUCAUAGCUCACGGCUUAGCCGUGAAUCCCAUGAAAUUUAGUAUUUGGCGGGACAUUAUCCUUUAAAUAGACUGGACUAGAUAUGCCUUGCGCACACCACCUUACGACUUUAUAGACGAAUCUAUGUCUGAAUUAUUUUCUUGCUAGAAAUUUAUGCUCGAUCGAGCUUCUUCCGCCAGACGAUUUUCCUGGUGAUGUCAUAACCCGGAAGUACAAUGCCCGAGGUUCACUUGUCUUCACUCGCCUGGAUGUGAUAUUCCCAGCGCAGAGCUUUCGUCCCAUGGUUGUGCCGUAAACCGCAAAGACGAUGAUUUUUGUUAUCCUCUGAAGUCAGCUCAGGGAUGCAAUCACCUACCACCAUAGGGAGCCAAUACGGAAUCAACGUAUUCACGGUUUAAAGGGACUGGAUUUUGAGAUAUGUUUUGUUUGUGCUACUUAAAGUUCACAAUUACAUUAAAGACCUGUGUCACGUCAGAUUAGAAUGGACUAUAAGAACUUUUGUAUCUAGAGAUACUGAACUUUCUUUUUUUUUCUUUCUUCUAAUCAGUUUUUUUUUCUUUUCAUAUCUAUUCAUUGUUAAUAAUCAUCUUAUGUAAAUAAAUUUGUAAAUAUUGUAAAGGGUGUUGAUUUGUUCUGAUGGUUACUGUCGCCGGUACGGCCAUUCCU
Messenger RNA from Mercenaria mercenaria, 2440 nucleotides. RefSeq names its product calponin homology domain-containing protein DDB_G0272472-like. The transcript has 2 exons. NCBI's taxonomy places the organism in Eukaryota, Metazoa, Mollusca, Bivalvia, Venerida, Veneridae. The record is from RefSeq and is a predicted model, not a curated record. The coding region runs from base 578 to 1291 and encodes 237 amino acids.